CGGUGGAGGUGCACCGCGUGUACCGGUACCCCUUCGAGCAGGUGGUGGCCAGCUACCUCCGCAAGUAUCCCAGUCCCAUGGAGAAACACAUCACAGCUGUAGAGACAGUGGAAGAGAAAACAGAUUUGUCUACGGGGAUUGUUUACCGGAGGAGAAUUGCAACGUGCCAGAAUGUGAUUCCUGAAAUUUUAAGAAAGGUCAGUAUCUUAAAAGUGCCUGACAUCUACUUGGAAGAGGAAUCUUGGCUUAAUAUGCAGAAAAGAAAUAUGGCUAUGAAAACUCAUUGUCUUACGUGGACACAGUAUGCGUCUCUGAGCGAGGAGUCUGUCUUCAGAGAGAGCUUGGAGAAUCCAAACUGGACAGACUUCACACAAAAAGGCAGAAUAUCAGUUACGGGGGCAGGUUUGCUCAACUGUGUGUUGGAAGCUUUUGCUCAAUCGUUUUUAAAGCAAGGUGUGAGGAAGGGUAUUAAAAUAAUGGAGACACUUCUUCAGGAGCAGCGUGAGUGAUCGUGCUCUCAGUGAGCAGCUGAGGAAAUGUAUUUGCAUAGAGUUUCCUUGGAACAGCAUAUCUUCAUUGCCAUUGGAAUUCCAUGGCUGUUGUCUGAACUUUACUGGUACCAUUUUAUUGAGGAAAGAGCAUUUACUGUGCACAGCUAGAAGAAAAGAAGACCACAGACUGCAAAUCUUUUACAAAAGAUUAAGGAAUUCUACUACUUAAGAAAACGUUGAUCGUGAAAAUCAGGGAGGAACAAGUGUAAGCUUGGAAACAGCAUCUUGCUGUGAAUUGGUGCUAUAAUCUCUAGAGACUGAGAAUUCGGUAAGGGAACAUAGAGCAACAAAACAAAAAUAGCCCUUGUUGCCGUGAAGCCACCCUUGCCUAGUCAACCAGUUGCUUUGUGUCUUGUCAAGGGAGGUACAAGCACACCCCAUGCGCUGUUUAUUUCACAGCUUGAUUCUGUGGGGUGGAGGCUUCAUUCUACAGAAAAGAAGCUCAACUGUAGCAGCUGAGUAGGGUUACUGUUCCCACUUCUGAUUGCUGUGUUGGAAAUAUUUCGUUAUUAUACCCCUGCCAGCAUGAUUAUUUUCAGCUGUGAAGACAUGCCUCAAUACAAGUUUUGCAUAUAUUUGAAUUCUUUCAGAAAGUAUUUCUCUUGUAUUGCUUCUGAAUAGAAGAAGAAGAAACCCAGAGGGGAAUUGAUAAAGUGUAAGUAAAGUUCCUGACAAAGAGUGUCUCAUACGCUUCUCUUCCUUUUGUUCCACACACAGCAUCAGGAUAGUUUUAUUUUAAACUUUUCAUUUAAAAUUCAGAUAAGCACAAAACCGUCUUUGAUACCCUUUACUGAGUUAGGGUAAUACCACACUUUACAAAUAGCCCCAUUAAAGUCUGUGUUUGUUCUUUGUGGAGAUUUGAACCAGUUAUUUGAUUGCCCUAAAGCAAAAUGAUCGGCUUUGCAUUUUUCAGGGUGGGUUGUGUUUUAUUUUCUCAAAUGUGAUGUAAACUCUCGGUGGACUCUUCCUUAUGCUAUGCCUGAGUGCUGCGGGCCUGCUUAUUUCAAUAUUUAAUGGUCUCAACUAUCGUAUUCUGAAGCUAAAUGAGCGUACUACUAAACAGCCCAGCCACAGACUGUGGCCACGCGCCAGCUCUCCAGUAGUGUGAAUCCAUGAACCUUUGCUUCCGUGGCUGGUGCUACAAGUUUACAGCUAGCCCAUACCUUGUGAUGAGAGACCCAUGGCACGGUCCUUAGGAAAUGACUGUAUUUUGUAUUGGCCUAGUGGAACAAAAUACUUUCCCUUCAUCUUUCUUAUUUUGGUUAUUAACUGAUUCUUGUGAAUUUGGACUCUGAGUACUGAACAGUAAAUAUUUAUGAAAUGUAAUGGCCAAGACUAAAUACAUUCAUUAGCAUAUUUAUUUUUAUUGAGUUGCUGCUUUGUGUGCCUGAGGAAAUUAUCACAUUACUUCUAUUUGAACUGCUAUGUACAUUUUUAGGACUAGCAUUUUUAUUCUUGCAUCACUUGAUUUUGGAAUUAGGAUGGGAAGCAUGUGUGUCCUCCCCCACUCCCAAAGUAGAAGUAGUGUGUGAAUAAUGAAAGUUCAGUAAAAUCCGGUCUCUUCUUCAAAGCCUGAGUUGCCCAUCUGUUUACUGGUAGGUGCCAGAAAGAGAAGGGUUAAGACUUCUCCUGGGAGCAAGGUGCUUUUUGUGAUGCCAGGGAGUAAGGUCAAGGUGGUGGAAUCGCCUGGCCCUUGCUGGAGGCGCCCGGACCCCCUGGGCUCGUCCCCCGGGGCUCAGGUCUGCCCUGGUCUGCUGGAGAACAACCCCGCUGGGCAGGGAAUGACCCCGCUCCAGCCGCAGACCGGCAGCUGCAAGUAGCUUUUGUUUGGAAGAUCUUCGCAUGCUGUGUCCUGCACUGGAGCUUAAGUCGUCGCGCUGCUAAAAGGCAUUCCUGCUUUUCCCCGGGAGCAGCCCCUGGUCAGAGGGAGGUCUGAGGAGCUCUUGUCGGCAGAGCGGACGGAGUCCCUCAAGGCGCUGCAAAGUGAGUGGCCGGGACAUGGGGAUGUGAUGGGCACGUUCCCCGGGGAGCAGGUGCGGUGGCACAGUAUCAAACAUUCAGGUCAAUCCCAGUGGGCAGUUAACUUCACCCAUCUAAUUUUUUUCAGAAACAA
This is a messenger RNA of Haliaeetus leucocephalus (bald eagle), 2664 nucleotides long. It is a transcript of the gene PRELID2, whose product is annotated as PRELI domain containing 2. The record is from RefSeq and is a predicted model, not a curated record. Bases 78 to 509 code for a protein of 143 amino acids. Gene Ontology annotation, cellular component: mitochondrial intermembrane space. The transcript is spliced from 7 exons. Gene Ontology annotation, molecular function: phosphatidic acid transfer activity. NCBI's taxonomy places the organism in Eukaryota, Metazoa, Chordata, Aves, Accipitriformes, Accipitridae. Gene Ontology annotation, biological process: phospholipid transport.